This is a messenger RNA of Drosophila serrata, 372 nucleotides long. RefSeq names its product sarcocystatin-A. The record is from RefSeq and is a predicted model, not a curated record. Gene Ontology annotation, molecular function: cysteine-type endopeptidase inhibitor activity. Lineage: Eukaryota; Metazoa; Arthropoda; Insecta; Diptera; Drosophilidae.
AUGUUUGUCGCCAAGAUCCUGAUCCUUUGCACCGUGUGUGCCCUGGCCGCCAGUCACACUGUCCCAGCAUUUGGUGCUCCAUCACAACUCGAGGGCAAAGAUUUGGCCGAGGCCCAAAAGACUUUGCAGGCUUCCCUGGACAAAUUGGCUGCUGGCGAAGGACCCCACUAUCGUAUUUCCAAGAUUCUGUCUGCCUCAUAUCAAGUGGUAUCCGGAUCUAAGAACGACUACACCGUGGAGCUAAUCGAUAGUAAUGGCGCUACCAAGGUGUGCGAUGUGGAUAUCUGGGGACGAAGCUGGCUGCCCAAUGGCAUUCAAGUGACCUUUAGGUGUCCCAAUGAACCCGUUCUUGUUAAGACUCACAGCUCCUAA